Messenger RNA from Acanthopagrus latus (yellowfin seabream), 3865 nucleotides. RefSeq names its product HBS1-like translational GTPase (gene hbs1l). The transcript has 5 exons. Lineage: Eukaryota; Metazoa; Chordata; Actinopteri; Spariformes; Sparidae. Gene Ontology annotation, biological process: translation. The record is from RefSeq and is a predicted model, not a curated record. Gene Ontology annotation, molecular function: GTPase activity; GTP binding. Bases 305 to 2326 code for a protein of 673 amino acids.
GGCCGCGUUGGUGAAUAAGCAACAGGAAGUUACGUCAGCAAAAGGCUCAGCAGAUUUUAAAAUGUGAUUUUAAUGACUGCGUUGUUGACUAACAAGCAAAUGACUAAAACACAGCGAGGUUAUUAUUUGGAAGAAAAGAAAAAUCACUGAUUUCUUUUCGACGAAUUAAUUCUGAUCUUCCCUCUGCUGUAAUUUCCCUGAGCAUCAUCAGCAGCAAUGGCAGCCGGGCAGUGAGACACAUGUCACAACAGUCUGUGAGCCGAAUAACAUUUACGCUGGGGCCGAGAGAAGACAUAUAAGCAAAAUGUCUCGGCACAGAAAUGUUCGCGGUUACAACUACGAUGAAGACUUUGAGGAUGAUGAUAUGUAUGGACAGUCUGUGGAUGAUGACUACUGUAUAUCACCAGCAACAGCAAAUCAGUUCAUCUACUCGCGUCAAGACAGGCAAGCGCCACGGGAGGAAACUUUAGAAGAGGAAGAAUACGAAGAUGAGGAUGUCCCCAUGUCCCCCACCGUCACUCAUGACCUUGACCCUCUUGAUCAAGCAAAACUCUAUUCUUGCCUGGACCAUAUGCGGACUGUGCUUGGAGAAACCAUGCCAGACUCAGUCCUGACUCAAGCAGCCAUGAGGUGUGGGUUUGACCCACACAAGGCACUGGAUGCAGUCCUGUCUGAAGACACAAAGACAGCCCCAGUUCCCAAAAUUACAAGUGAAGAGACUUCGGUAGCAAGAGUUAGCCAGGAAAACGCGCCGCUUCCUCAAAGAACCAAACAAGAGGCCGUGGCUGAGAAAGGAGCCUGCUUGUUUGCUUCUCACACAGACAUUACACCCAAGACACAACCCACUCAGCCAGAGGUGCAAGCAAGUGCACUAAACUUGCGUGACCUCUUAUCGCAUCAUAAGGCUAACCCUAUGUUAGGCAGCUCUGAAAAUCCAAAUUUGAGCCGUCAAAAUGUUAGUCCAGAUGUUGGUGGCACCAGUCUGGCACAGCUCAUGUCUGAGCAUGUGCAAAAGAGUAAGGUGUCAGGAGUAGCUGAUGCAGGGCGAGGUCUGGGUAUUCCCUCAUUAAGUGCUGUCAACGUGGGAGCUAAUUCACCUCCGUCCAAUAUCUUUAAUCUGAAUAGUCUUUCACUGGGAACACUGGCAUCUUUAAACAUGUCUUCAACCUCUCACAGCUCAGCUCCCUCCCUCCUUUCAGUUCCACUCAGUAGUCUGUCGCUAAACAACCCCAAGAUAACAACUGCAAGCUCUUCUCUGCCUGUCCCUCCUGGGUUUGGGAGUCUCAGUUCUGUACUCCAGAGCAAUCAGCAGGCAAUGGGAAUUGGGAUUGGAGUCAAACCCACAAUGGCUGAUCCUAAGGGAAGCCCAUCAUUGGCUGAUUUAAUCCAGGAGCAUUCAAACCGCAGCCCAACUUCUGUCAGUAACUCCUUCCCUACUCCCCAGAGCAGCAUAACUUCUGUGAAGUGUCAGGGGAUCGCUGCACCAGCACAAACACUCUUGCUGUCUGAGCUUGCGUCACAGCACCAAAACAGGAAUACAAAUAUUCAGUCUCAAUCAAUGAGCACCGAACCACCAGCAAACACCCUCAGCUAUUCUAAACCAACCAACAUUACUCCUGCAUGCCUAGGUGGGACUGUCUCGUUGUCUCAGCUAGCCCUGCAGCAUCAAAGCAACAGUUCCUUAGCUUCCCCUCACCCUGUGAGCACUGAACCUCCAGCAAAUGCACUGCAGCAACCACCUGGCAUUUCUGAGCAGCUCUCUUUGUCACAUUUGGUGUCUGCACACAAAGGCAAAACCUCAACCACCUCAAAUGGGUCACGUUACUCUCUCACCUCGCUCCUCUUACCAGCAAAACCAGAGAGCGCUGGUGUGCUAGCAGAAAGUACUCCAGAGGGUGGGACCAACCACAAACCAUGCAACCAAAACUCUAAGCCGCCUAAGCUGAGGCAGACUAUUGAUCUGAGUGCACUCAUGGCCCAGUCAGAUGGCGUGAGCCCUCGUCACUUCGACAACGACCUCCCUUCACCGUCCUCUCCUACUCCAGUUGUCAUGGGUCGGGAUUGUUCUAUUUUUGCAGAACCAUCAGUAUUUGCAAUUACCUUGUCGAUUCAAAGCCGCACACCACAGAAGAGGAUGAAGAAUAGAGUGAGGGGGAAAACAAGGGGUCAGAGACCAGGAAGUAGUUACCAGGCCUUCCUGUGUACAUUGCAAGACAAACACGGAGAGCAGCAUACCCCGCUCUCACCAAUUGCACCAUUCCGCUUCGACACGCCUUCACCUGACGACAUUGUCCGUGCUAAUCAGCAAAAGGCUUUCACCAGGUAGACAAGGACCUGAAAAGCUCUUAAUUCAGUUGUGUGCAGUAUGGUGCUAAAUUGACUCACUUGGACGAGAACCCUUUGGCAGCCUUUGCUCCACAGACUGAACGAAACUCAAAAAGUUGCAGCACUCAGGGUCAUCAGUCCUUAUGAGACUUUUUUAGCUGUGUACCACCUAUCAGUCAUGUAAAGUCACAACACUUUUGGGACCAACAGAACCACAGAAUGGCAGACUCGCUGUCUGGCAAUGAGUCUCCCAUAGCUACAUAAUAGAGAACGAUCAUGUUUUAGUCAAACAGGAUCAAAAUCUACCGCUCAGUUACUCUGGCAGCUUGAGAAGAAUUGCAGCUAAUGCUGUGUUAACACUGCAUGGUACAGUUCAGAUCAGCUUGACUCGCUCUCUUUUAUUUGUCUGUGUUAAAAAUUGUGGUUUGGCUGCCCGACACCUGGUGCCUUUUUUGGUAUCAGCUUUUUCAAAGUACCAAGCACAGUGAGCACAUACUAAAUGGUGAAGUGAAAACACUUCAGAGCUCUGAUUGGUCAAGGAAUCAUCACUAGAGCAGUCACAUACGUCACAUGGAGCCCUCAGAGUCAUAACAUCAUCUGUACUCUGAUGUGGGAUUUCCCAAACUCUCCAGUCUUUUUCUGAAACAAAGUUUGUCUCCCUGCUGUGACAAACAAACAUCCCUUCGAUGUCCUCCAUUGUUCCUGUGUUUUGGUCAUUUUAAUAUGAUAUUGUGGCAGUUUGACAUUGCAUCUUUAGUGGAAAAAUCAAGAACACCACCAAAAGUAGGUUGAGUGUAACAAAGCUGUACCAUGCAGUGAAAACACGGCUCAAAUAAACUUUCUACUAUUCAUCUUUUAAGAACUUUUUAGAUUAGCUUUUUUCUCAUUUACUGUAGUAGACAUUUUUUUUUUUGACAUUUUAAAUUUGAAUCUUAUUUUUGUAUGCUUAGAUUGCUGUAAUCUUUUUAAAUUGAUUUUUUUUGUAUGACGGUAAAAUAGUUUAAUCAUAGUCUGGGACAUUUCUAAGUAUAUCUCUUUUUUGUAUGGCCUCUUUUACUAGUUUUGAGCGGCAUGAAGCCUCAAAAGAGAAGAAAGAGGUUGAGUUUGUUUGCAGGUGUGCUGCAGCUAUUGGAAUAUGGAUCAGUUAACCAUCGUACUGGUUUACUGCUGCCUGUGUUUGAGAUCAUAGGGUAGACAUUUUGGUUUUCGAGGACACCUGGAGAUUUUCCCAUGAAGGAGGGAAAUGUACACACACACACACACACACACACACACACACACACGCACACGCGCACACACACACACACACACUUUUAAUGUUUGAUACUGAAGAAAUGAGUUCAUUAUGAGUGCAAGCACUGUAAAUAAAGACUGUACAGAAUGAACAAAAUGAAUGCAUUCAGCCCUGAACUAAAAGAGGUUUUUCUUGCUCUUACAAACUUUUAAUAUUACGAUGUACAAAUACACUGGGUGUGUCAUCACACUCAGAAUUGAAUUUGUCAAUUUUCAAAUAAAGAUGACUGACUAUAUGAACUAUGAA